Manis javanica (Malayan pangolin) is the source of this 2469-nucleotide messenger RNA. It is a transcript of the gene DNAI1, whose product is annotated as dynein axonemal intermediate chain 1. Gene Ontology annotation, cellular component: outer dynein arm. NCBI's taxonomy places the organism in Eukaryota, Metazoa, Chordata, Mammalia, Pholidota, Manidae. The record is from RefSeq and is a predicted model, not a curated record. Gene Ontology annotation, molecular function: dynein light chain binding; dynein heavy chain binding. Gene Ontology annotation, biological process: cilium movement; outer dynein arm assembly.
GGCGCAGGGAUACACAACGACGGCUGUCCCAAAAGAACCCUUGAGACUGGGGAUUGAAGUGAAAGAGAUCCUGUGCGUGAUCGAGUGCACGGAUAAACUUCUUGUCUGCAGGCGAGGGAGCAUUUUUGUAGGUGCUCCAAGUGUUGAUUUGAAGUGCUUCCAGCUUCUUCGAAGAUGCCCCAGAAACCGCCACCUCGUAGGCAGAGUAUCAGCAUGGGCAGAGGAGCCAGGAAGAGAGAGGAAGAUUCAGGUACCGAAGUGGGAGAAGCGACAGAUGAAUGGGUCCAGCCCAAAGCCACAGUUAGACUUCCUGACCAGCUGGAGUUGACAGAUGCGGAGCUAAAGGAGGAGUUUACCCGGAUUCUGACAGCCAACAACCCACAUGCACCCCAGAAUAUCGUCAGGUACAGCUUCAAAGAAGGCACAUAUAAGAUUAUUGGUUUUGUGAAUCAACUAGCAGUUCACUUCAGCCAGGUUGGGAACCUGAUCCCCAAAGACUCGGAUGAAGGCCGGCGGCAGCACUACCGUGAUGAGUUGGCUGCAGGUUCUCAGGAGUCUGCCAAAGUAGUGAUUUCAGAAACAGAAAUUCUUGAAGAAGAAGAAGAACCUAAGGAAGCAGAAGCUGAAGCUGAAGCUGAAGCUGGGAGUCAAACAGACAUGCCUGCAUCUGAGGCAGCUGAAAAAGUGUCUGAAGAAGAAUUGAUAACUCCUAAGCAGCCAAAGGAGCAAAAGCUCACCAACAAGUUCAACUUCAGUGAGAGGGCCUCACAGACCUUCAACAACCCUCUCCGGGACCGAGAAUGCCAGAUGGAGCCUCCUCCCAGGACAAAUUUUUCAGCCACAGCCAAUCAGUGGGAGAUCUAUGAUGCCUACAUGGAGGAGCUUGAGAAGCAGGAAAAGACCAAAGAGAAGGAGAAGACAAAGACCCCAGUUACUAAAAAAAUGGGGAAGAUGGCUCUGAGGAAGAUGACAUCUAUGGAAUCCCAGAGUGAUGAUAUCACCAAGGUGACCCAAGCUGCUAAAAUCGUGGAGCGGAUGGUCAACCAGAACACAUAUGAUGACAUUGCUCAAGAUUUUAAGUACUAUGAAGACCCGGCUGACGAAUACCGGGACCAGGAGGGAACGCUGCUGCCGCUCUGGAAGUUCCAAAACGACAAAGCCAAGCGAUUGGCCGUCACCGCCCUCUGCUGGAAUCCAAAGUACAGUGAUCUGUUUGCAGUGGGACAUGGCUCCUAUGACUUCAUGAAGCAAAGCUGGGGAAUGCUGUUGCUCUACAGCAUGAAGAACCCCAGCUUCCCUGAAUACACCUUCAGCAGCGGGAGCGGCAUCAUGUGUCUUGACAUGCAUGUGGACCACCCCUACCUGGUGGUGGUGGGCCACUACGAUGGCAACGUGGCCAUUUACAACCUCAAGAAGGCCCAAUCCCAGCCCUCCUUCCACAGCUCAGCCAAGUCUGGCAAGCACACGGAUCCCGUAUGGCAGGUCAAGUGGCAAAAGGACGACAUGGACAACAACCUUAACUUCUUCUCUGUGUCAUCUGAUGGCAGGAUUGUGUCUUGGACGCUUGUGAAGAGUGAGCUGGUUCACAUGGAUGUCAUUAAGCUCAAGGUGGAGGGCAGCACCUCGGAAGGUCUGGAGGGAAUGCAGCUAUACACAGUGGGGUGUGGCACCGCCUUUGACUUCCACAAAGUGAUUGACUACAUGUUCCUUGUGGGCACAGAGGAGGGGAAAAUCUACAAGUGCUCUAAGUCCUACUCCAGCCAGUUCCUGGACACCUAUGAUGCCCACGACAUGGCAGUGGAUGCUGUGUCCUGGAACCCAUACCACACCAAGGUCUUCAUGUCCUGCAGCUCUGACUGGACAGUGAAAAUCUGGGACCACACCAUCAAGACCCCAAUGUUCAUCUAUGACUUAAAUUCAGCCGUGGGCGAUGUGGCCUGGGCACCAUAUUCUUCUACUGUGUUUGCAGCAGUUACCGCCAAUGGGAAGACACAUGUGUUUGACUUGUCCAUCAACAAGUACGAAGCCAUCUGCAACCAGCCUGUGGUGGCCAAAAAGAAAAACAAGAUCACCCGUGUGCAGUUCAAUCCUAUCCACCCCAUCAUCAUAGUGGGUGAUGAUCGUGGGCAUGUCACCUGCCUCAAGCUGUCACCUAACCUGCGCAAGAUGCCAAAGGAGAAGAAGGGGCAGGAAGUGCAGAAGGGUCCAGCUGUGGAGAUGGCAAAACUGGACAAACUGCUGAACCUGGUGAGGGAAGUGAAAACUAAGAUCUGAGGGCCUGGCCUCAGUCCCUGUCCUAUUUCUUGAACCCAGUACUUUUAGCCCCUGACUCUGGUACUCAAGCCCAGCCUUAGCACCCAGUAUAUGACCCCACACUUGUUCAGGUCCCAGCAUCUUCCCUUAGCACCCUGUCCCAGCCCUGGUCCUAGCACCUCAGCCCAGGACUUGGACCUAAACCACCAUCACCCC